AUGGCCUUCCAAGAGAUAGGUCAGCUUUUUGGCAAUGGUCACCAUGUGACUACAUCCUCCAAUCCGAACCCCGAUGCUUCUGGUGGCAGAAAACCUUUUGAAGCCUCACAUGAUUCACCCACUCAUGCCUCUCAAGCUUGCGACAUCUGGAAAAAGGUUCAGAGUAUCAAGGAAUGUGGUUGUGUUCUCCUCAAUGGGUCUCACCUUGAUAUCGCUUCUGUCAUUGCGGUUGCCAAGUACAACUGCAAUGCUUACGUCGCGGAGACAGAAGAUAUUGCAAACUCUAUGAACAAAAGCGUUUUGUUACUCGAAGAGUACCUAUCCAAGGGUUACUUUGUCUACGGUGUCAACACUGGCUUCGGCGGAAGUGCUGAAAGCCGCACAAAAGAUCUCCCUGCUCUUCAGUCGGCGCUGCUGCAACUCACCCAGGCAGGCAUAUUGGCAGAUGAAGACACAUUCGGUAAUGGGCUCAACAGCAUGUCUGUCACCUGGGUUCGAGCUGCCAUGUUGGUACGCUGCAACACAUUGCUUCGAGGCCACUCAGGCGUGCGAUUAGAACUUGUUCAAGCCCUCCUUCUCCUCCUCCGGAAGGGAAUGACGCCCAUUGUUCCCUUGCGGGGGUCUAUUUCAGCAUCUGGCGAUUUGAUCCCUCUGUCAUAUGUCGCCGGGUUGCUUGAGGGCAACCCUGAUAUUCGGAUCCGCACGCCAACCUCUAUUAUGUCUGCUGAUAUGGCGCUCGAAGUCGCUGGACUGGAGCCCAUUACUCUAGGACCCAAAGAAGGCCUCGGCCUUGUUAAUGGCACGGCUCCUUCGGCUGCUCUGGGUUGUCUGGCAGUUCAUGAGGAGAAUAAACUCCUGCUACUUGCACAAGAUCUUGUCGCUAUGUCAUGUGAGGCUUUACUGGGGAAGGCCGAGAACUACCAUCCCUUAAUUUCUUCUGUUUGCCCUCAUCCUGGUCAAGUACAAUGUUCAGCAACCAUUCUGAAUUUUCUCGAGGGAUCUUCACUUGUACAGAGCCUGAAAGAAGAGGACAAGUUCAGACCAGGUCUGGCGCAGGAUAGAUAUGCCUUAUGA
Fusarium mangiferae is the source of this 1074-nucleotide messenger RNA. RefSeq lists its product as uncharacterized. Gene Ontology annotation, molecular function: ammonia-lyase activity. The record is from RefSeq and is a predicted model, not a curated record. Lineage: Eukaryota; Fungi; Ascomycota; Sordariomycetes; Hypocreales; Nectriaceae. The coding region runs from base 1 to 1074 and encodes 357 amino acids. The transcript is spliced from 3 exons.